AUGGCACCAGGUCACAUGCUUCCCAUGCUCAACAUGGCCAAGCUCUUUGCAUGUCAUGACCACAGAGUUAGAGCCACCAUUCUUACCACCCCAGCCAACGUCACCACUCUUGUCAAAACUAUCACAAUUAACUCAAACUCCAAAAUAGAACUAGCUCUCAUCCCCUUCCCCUCCACCGCCGCCGGUCUCCCCCUCGGCUGUGAAAACCUCGCCACCAUCCUUUCUCAUGAUGACCUCAUACCCAACUUCAUUCAAGCUGUCUCCAUGCUCACUCAACCCUUUGAACAAAUCCUCAAAGAACUCCAACCCAAUGUAAUUAUCACAGAUGCCUUCAUUCCUUGGACCAUUGACAUCACAUCCAAGCUGAGAAUCCCCCAGAUCAUCUCCCAUGGCACCGGCUUCUUUCCUCUUUGUCUCUCUGAUAUCAUAGCAAACUACAAUCCCCAUGAGACCUUGCCAGCUGAAACUAUGUCUUUCUUGGUUCCUGGAAUCCCUCACCGGGUUGAGCUUCUCAAGACCCAAGUUCUAGACAUCAUGAAAGCUGGGAAACCAAUGCUUGAUCUCCUGCUUAAGAUUAAGGACACAGAGAGUAGAAGUUAUGGUGUAGUGGUGAAUAGUUUCUAUGAGCUGGAGCCGGACUACGUUCAACACUACCGCAGUACUGUCAUGGGGCGCCGAGCCUGGCAUGUUGGUCCUGUGUCUUUGUGCAAUGAGGAUGUCAUCAACGGUGCUAGUGCUACUGCUGAUAAAGAUCAUGAGUGUUUACGUUGGCUUGAUAAGAAGCAACCCGGGUCUGUUCUUUAUGUUUGUUUUGGGAGCAUGUGUGUCUUCACUGGUGAGCAGCUACGUGAGAUUGCUUUGGGUCUUGAGGCUUCUAAUCAUGCAUUCAUUUGGGUGGUUCCUAAGGUUGUUAAGAGGGAUGAGGAUAUGGAUUGGAUGCCAGAAGGGUUUGAAGGGAGGAUUAAUAUUGAAGGCAAAAAAGGUUUUAUUAUAAGAGGAUGGGCACCUCAAUUGUUGAUAUUGAAUCAUAAAGCUGUUGGUGGGUUCAUGACUCAUUGUGGAUGGAAUUCUACUCUUGAAGGUGUGUGUGCAGGCUUGCCAAUGAUCACUUGGCCUUUGUUUGCAGAGCAGUUUUACAAUGAAAGGUUGGUUGUAGAUGUGUUGAAGAUUGGUGUUGCUGUUGGGACGAAGGAAUAUGUGAUGAAGCAUGAGGAUAGGCCAUUGAUUCAUGGGAUAGAUAUAGAGAGAGCUGUUAACUGUGUGAUGGGUGGUGGUGAAGAAGCUGAGGCCAUGAGGAAGAGAGUAAGAGAACUGGGAGAGAUGGCAAAGAGUGCUGUUAUGGAAGAUGGGUCUUCUUAUACUGAGUUAACUCGGCUCAUCAAUGAGUUGCUUCUCCUGACUGGCAAACAUACGCAACAGUGA
Dioscorea cayenensis subsp. rotundata (Guinea yam) is the source of this 1422-nucleotide messenger RNA. Its product is annotated as scopoletin glucosyltransferase-like. Gene Ontology annotation, molecular function: UDP-glycosyltransferase activity. The record is from RefSeq and is a predicted model, not a curated record. The transcript has a single exon. The coding region runs from base 1 to 1422 and encodes 473 amino acids. NCBI's taxonomy places the organism in Eukaryota, Viridiplantae, Streptophyta, Magnoliopsida, Dioscoreales, Dioscoreaceae.